GGAUCCACUCAAAGCACCCAAACCAAUUCCCUUACCAUGGAACACAAAGACACACACACAUAAACACAUAAACACUUGCACUUGUUGCUGUUCCUUUCCUACCACUACCCCGGUUCUUGUUUUUAUUAUAGGGAAGGAGUUAAGGGUCUAUAUAGAUAAAAGUGUGUUAAGUGAGAGAAGAAAAUCUUGGGUUGAGAGAGAUAGAUAUAGAUAUAGAUAGAGAGAGAGAAAGAGAGAAAGGUGUCAACUUCACUGUUCAAACUUGCUCAGAACCCCAUAAAAACACAGUAAGGAGCAGUGAAGCAAUUGAUGGUUCUUCUGCUGCUACUUCUGCUUGCAUAUGCUAACAGGCUAUAAAGAAGGCGGUGGUUUGGCUUUUUUGUAGUAUAGAGGUUGACCACUAUUGUGUUUGAGGGAAAAAAAAUUUAAUCUUUUUUUGAGAGAGUAACCAAGAGAAAGAUUAUCCCUUUCAUGGGGAAUAUGAGAAAGAAACAUAAUAUUGUGUUACCACUCAUCUCAGGUUGGUAGGUAGGGCUUGUGUUUGUGUGUAUGUGUGUGUGUGGUUGAGAAGAAAGAAACUUUACUUGUAAUAGGGAGUGAAAGAGAAAGAGAGAGAAAGAUAACACUCAACUCACCAACAGGAGAAAAAAAUUUGUGUCUUUGGGGAUUGGUUAGUUUCUUUCUGGAACCAAGUAAGAAUAUUUACAACCAUGGAUGGUUAUGAAGCUACGAGGAUUGUGUUUUCAAGGAUCCAAAACUUGGACCCUGAAAAUGCUUCUAAAAUAAUGGGUCUACUUCUGAUUCAAGACCAUGGUGAGAAAGAAAUGAUAAGAUUAGCAUUUGGUCCUGAAGCCCUAGUUCACUCAGUGAUUUUCAACGCCAGAAAGGAGUUAGGAUUACCCUUGAACUCUCCUACACCCUCUACACCUUCAUCUCCAUCCCCUUUCCUUUCAAGCAACCCAGUCCCUAUUUCCAGGCAAAAUUCCAAUGCUUCCAGGCUCAUAAACAGUGGCAUGAGCCUUCCUUCUGCUCUCAAUAUCCCGAACCCUGCUUUCUCUACUACUUCAGCUUCUUGGGCCACUCUUUCUGAACUUCAAAACCCUGAUGAUUUGAUGAGCCCCAACAAUUUAGUUGUUGGGUCUUCUACUACUUCCAUGAACACUUCAUCUUCUUUACCUUUCUAUGGAAAUGGUGGGUCUGAUCCUAUAGAUGAGUUUCAACUUCAAGACCAGCUAUCUUUUCUCAAUGAUGGGUCACCUUCCCUUGUGCAAAAGAACUCAGAUUUAUUUUACUCUCAUUCAGACUUAUCUUCUAGUCCUACUAGUGGUGGUGGUGGUGACCCUACCCUUUUUGCAUCAUAUGGUUGGGGAGGGUCACUUCACCGUAGGAGUUGCUCUGUCAAUGAUGUCUGUUUAGGGUCUGAAGACCCGAAUUCUGGGUUGGGUUGGAAGCCUUGUCUUUACUUUGCUAGAGGGUACUGCAAAAAUGGCACAAGUUGCAGGUUCCUUCAUGGAGGAGGCCUUGGAGAUGCUGAGGGUGUUGCUGCAAUGGUUGGGUCUCCUAGUAAGAUUGAUAUGAUGGACCAGUGCCAUGAACUCCUUAGAUCUAAAACUGCUCAGCAACAAAGAUUGGUUGCUGCUUCUCAGCUCAUGGCCUCUUCAUCUUUUCCAUACUCUCCAAAGUGCAUGAAUUUUCUGAUGCAGCAGCAACAAAGUGAUGUGCAAAGAGCCGCUGCUGCAGCUCUAAUGAUGAAUGAGGAUUUGCACAAAUUUGGAAGAUCCAGGCUAGAGAGAAAUGAUUUCUCUUUGAACAGUCCUGGAAUAGUGAACCCAGCUUCUAGGCAGAUCUACCUGACCUUCCCAGCAGAUAGCACUUUUAGAGAGGAAGAUGUUUCAAACUACUUCAGCAUUUAUGGGCCUGUUCAAGACGUGAGGAUCCCAUAUCAGCAAAAACGUAUGUUUGGAUUUGUUACAUUUGUUUAUCCAGAGACAGUGAAGCUCAUUUUAUCCAAAGGAAAUCCUCAUUUUGUUUGUGAUGCUCGAGUACUUGUUAAGCCAUACAAAGAGAAGGGCAAAGUCCCGGACAAGUACAGAAAGCAGCAGCAACAAGUAGAUAGGGGUGAUUUUUCACCUUGUGGUACUCCUACUGGACUUGAUGGUAGAGAUCCAUUUGAUCUCCAAGUUGGAGGGAGAAUGUACUACAAUACUCAAGACAUGCUUUGGAGGAGGAAGUUAGAGGAACAAGCUGAUUUGCAGCAAGCCCUUGAGCUCCAAAGUAGAAGGUUUAUGGGUUUGCAACUUCUUGACAUCAAGAAGCAACACCAGCGUGCACUUUCCACUGGAAGUCCAAUUCCUUCCCCAAUGCACUCUCCUAAUAUUUUCAAUCAAAAUCUUGUUCUUUCUUCUUUUCACAGCAGCUCAGAGAGCCAAGAGGAGAGUGGUUCAGGUUCUGCUCCUGCUAGCACUGCAUCAGUUCCUGUUGAGGCUGUCAACAUUUCUGUUGACAAUGAAGUGGCAGUUAAUGGAGAGAAUGGAAAUAGUGAUGGCAAUGGCAAACAAAGCUCCAGUCAUGAAGAUCGUGAUUUACAAGAAUGCUUGGAACAUAAUCUCCCUGAUAGCCCUUUUGCUUCCCCCACAAAAGCUAUUGGAGACUAUAUGACUGCAUUCUCUAAUGGACCUAAUGAGGUCAUUGAUUCAGAUGCUUCAGCUGCAUCUGCUAACUCUAAAUUUGGCACUAGCACAUUGCUGCCAGCAGCAUCUGCUCUUGACAUGGGGUCUUUCAAAUCCUUUAAUUGCCAAAUACCAAGGUUCUCUUCUGGCCAUGGAACCAUUGGGAUGCUUGCUGGCACUGGUGGACCUAUUGGCAUUUAGAGUUUAGUUUUCCUAGAUUCAGGAAGAAAAGCAUGACCUAAUGAUCCUGGAAAUCAAACAAAUCUAUAGAGAAUCAUCACCAUAGCGGCCAUCACCAUCAAUCAUCAAUACUAUACUACUUACUACCAUACAAAAUGCAUACUUAAAAAGCAGUUUAGUAAAGGAAGUGGGACAUGCAUUCCCUUUUAUUUUGUUAUCAUUAUUGUACCAUUUUCACUUCUCUUUCUGUAGUGAGUUGAAUCACAGGUUAAAAAAAAAGAAGCAUAAUAUCAAUGUGUAUUAGGAACAACAUCUGUCACUGUAAUAUCUUCCCCUUCUCUUCCUUUACCUGUGUUUUAUGUUUUCUAGUGUUCUGUUAGUUUCUAUGAGGGAUAAUUCUCAAGUCUCUGUACAGCUGAAGCACACCCUAGAGAAAAGCAUGCAAAGGAAGAAGUGGUUAAAGCAGAGUUGUAUAACUACAAGGCUGAUUCAAAUAUGAUAAAAAGUAUUUUGAACUUGAAGGGCCAGGAGUGAAGAUGGGAAAUGUCUAAUUAUUAGUCUUAGUUGGUGGGUUAAAGUUGAAAAAAGAAGAUUUUCUAGCUCUAUUUUGUGUUGGCAGUAAUGUUUCUUACUCAUGCUUAGUUGUUAUAUACACAGUUCUCAACCCCUACUAGAUUAUGUUACCAGACAGAAAAGAGAGAGAGAUUUUAGAAAGAAAAAGCAGAAAGCAAAAGUGAUUUCAAGGCUAAUUGGUCAUUUUCUCUUAUCCUGUGCUUUUUUUUUUUUUUUUUAAUUUUGAAGGAGAAUUUGUCUUUGUUCUUGCAAUUAUUUUGCCCUUUCAAUUUGUAAAUUGGUAAGGUGGGGUCAUCGUCUUUAUUUGUUUUGCCAUUAUUGGAGGGGGGAAAUAAGAGAGGUCCACAGGGCAGACACCACCAUCACAUGGGGUUGCUGACACUGCAAGUGGGCCUCUUUCAUUUAUAUAAUGCCAGGUUAUGUGUGGGUCUCACCCACCAAAACCCACCCAUGUGAGUGAUGCCUACUUUCUUUCUCUUGAUUAUAUAUAUUAUGUAUAUAUUUAUUCCAUAGUAGCUUUUACUUUCUCUUACUGACAGGAAAGGACAUACAUAAAUCUACUUAAAAAGUAGAUGUAGAUGCCCACACGUAUGACAAAAGUGCACGGUUACUGGAAUCUUUUGGGGUCUGUGUGUGGCCUGUGAAUGUGUGACAUAAUAAAAUGUGACACAGUCCUCUGAGAUACUGUGCAUUUAUUAUUAUUUUUUACCGUUUCCAAAGCUAUUUAUUUAUUUUAACUUCUACCUAGUUGUUACGCAAAAAUAUUGGGUUUUGAAAUUUGUGAUAAAAUUUGAAUUGUGUGACAAAAGCGUUGUUGAAACAACAACUGGCUCUUAGUGGAUAAGAUCAAGCCGUCAAGGUGGUUGGC
Molecule: messenger RNA, 4290 nt
Organism: Gastrolobium bilobum
Lineage: Eukaryota; Viridiplantae; Streptophyta; Magnoliopsida; Fabales; Fabaceae
Product: zinc finger CCCH domain-containing protein 53-like
Exons: 10
Coding region: 711-2870 (719 amino acids)
Molecular function (GO): RNA binding; metal ion binding
Source: RefSeq, a predicted model, not a curated record